Hemicordylus capensis (graceful crag lizard) is the source of this 1156-nucleotide messenger RNA. It is a transcript of the gene RNF222, whose product is annotated as ring finger protein 222. The transcript has 2 exons. The record is from RefSeq and is a predicted model, not a curated record. Lineage: Eukaryota; Metazoa; Chordata; Lepidosauria; Squamata; Cordylidae. The coding region runs from base 45 to 773 and encodes 242 amino acids.
UGCUCUUCUUAAAGACUGACGCAAGGCAAAGGCAUGGAUAUAGUAUGAUCCACCCAGCAGACGCCCCUGGUUAUAUAGCCAGUUGGGUACAGCGUGUGAUCCAGAAGACAGGGAUGUCUGAGAGCAAAAUCAGCAAGGAAACUCCUCCUGCCACCUCAGCUGAGUGUCCUGUAUGCUAUGAGACAUUUCGGUCUCCAAAAGUAUCGCGCCGGAUGCUGAGCUGUGGGCACACCUUUUGCCAUGACUGUCUGGUCAAGUGUCUGAUGGCAUCACAGGAAAAUGGCCGGCUCCCGAACAGCCUCAUAUGCCCCAUCUGUCGCUUUGUGACUUUGCUCUGCAGGAAGAGGGCCUGCUGGCCUUCCAAGCCAGCCCCAACCCCUCAGGCUCAGGAGUUACCACUUUCACCCGCCUCACUGCCCUGUGGAAUGUCCCUGGAGCCAGCAAACACGUUGGUGGUGCCUGGCCAUGUCCUGAUCCCGUUGCAUGGCUAUGACAGCCCCCAGAGUGUGUGCGGCUGCCCUCGAAUGAACCCGAUGGUGCAGCCUGGUGGCUUUGAGCAGGGAUCCCAGAUCUUCAUUAUCAGUCAGUGUGGCAUGCCUUUGAUGGGAGAGAACUAUGUUAUUGUGGCUCAAGAAGGCAACAUGGAAGCUCUAGGAGCAACAAGAUCCCAGAGCUCUUUAGGAAUGGGCUGCUUCCAGUCGCCCAUUAUGCUGGCCAUUUUACUUGUCUCCACUGUUGCUCUGUUGGGGGCUGUGGUCCCCUGGCUGUUGUGAAAAGGAAUGAAUGAACAUGGUGGAUGGAUUUGCCUAUGGACUUAAUGUGCAGGAUCUUCUCAUCUCCCACAUAAAGCUGCCUUAUGAACAAGGAUCAGUCCUUUGCCACUUCCACAAUAUGGAAACCUAAAGAUUUGCACGGUCCAGACAGAUGGGAGAUCCUUGGAGGAAACUGAGAAUUGCAAAAAAUUGUAUCUGUGUCAGUCUUACUUUUACAGGGUUGAUAGCACCUCAGGCAUGGCUCGGAGAAGCAAGAGAGGUCACCUACAGAAAGGGUCUAAACUUUUUAUGAUCACUUAUAUUUUUAUUUAUUUGCAUGCAUAUUCUAGCUUUCCCCCAAGGAGCAGUAUUAUGGCUUCACAACACUCCUCUGAAGUUAUACG